This is a messenger RNA of Zingiber officinale, 1212 nucleotides long. RefSeq names its product chaperone protein DnaJ-like. The record is from RefSeq and is a predicted model, not a curated record. The coding region runs from base 65 to 712 and encodes 215 amino acids. The transcript is spliced from 4 exons. Lineage: Eukaryota; Viridiplantae; Streptophyta; Magnoliopsida; Zingiberales; Zingiberaceae.
UGGCAAGAAAUCAAGAUCUCAAACUUUGGCCUUUGUGUGUUCUCUUCUCUCUGCCAAUUGAUCCAUGGCGAGAGAAGAACAAGUACCCGAUUCGAAAGCACAUCUUGUGGAAGUGAUUUGCUCAGCUGCGGCCGCGUUCUCCGCUUGUGUUCACCGACGAAAUGCCUUUGAAAUGCCGGUGUUUGUCGACUGGUAUCUCAUCCUCAGAAUAGAUGAGGAUGUAAAAGUGGAUGUAAUCCGUAGGCGCUAUCGCCAAUUGGCAUUGCAACUUCAUCCGGACAAAAAUAAGCAUCCCAAAGCUGAUGAAGCAUUCAAAUUUGUCUCUGAGGCGUAUGCAUGUCUCUCUGACAAGGCCAAAAGGCAGGCAUUUGAUUGUGAGAGGGGGGGCCAUUUUUGCAAGGAGUGCUAUGAAAGGUUCAAUUGCAGGGGCCAUGGCAAUAAGCCCAGCCAUGAGAAGAAGCACACGAGGCAAACUCGUUUGCGACAAAUGCAGAUGAGAUUUAGAGAAGAAUUCCAAGUAGUAGAAAGAUGUUUGAGAGUUAACCAAGCGCGCCGAGACGAGUCACCACUAUUCGAUCCUUACAAACAAGGGCUAUCAUCGCCGGGCUACCCUCACUCAAGGCAGGUCAGACACCAAUGGCACUUCAGUUCAGCCUGCGAGUCACCUCUUUAUGAGAUGGGGAACGAUAAGCAUUUGAGAACUGAAACUUAAACAGGUCCAAAUGCUACUUUUCUUUUAGCAUAAACUUGGAACAGUUGUAACAAUUUGUCCUAAACUUGUUUCUGUAAUACUGAAUGAGUUUUUAGCUGCCAAGUAAACAAAUCAAAAUGAUUUUUUUAUAAACAAAGAGUCAAAACAGGCGGCAACAAGUGAAGUCAUGAUCUAUCUCAUUCUCACGGUAGGUUCUUAUCAUGUUCUUUGAAUAUUUGCUCAAAACUUUGUUUGCUGAUGCAUCAACCAAAGACAAACAAUAGUAUUCAAUUCCCACCACGCUUCAGCUCCAUUAUCUCUAGAUAAUGAAGUAUUAUAUUAUACAAAUUAUAGGUAUGAAAACCCCCCUUGCAAACUAGUUUAUUCUUACAAAUCACAUGCAUUCAAUGAAAAGGAAUCCAAUUUCAAUCAUGCAAGCAAAGAACAUGUUUGUCUUUCUUUUUGUUUUGUGUUCUUUAAGAAAGGGAUGGAGCCAAUAUUUGCAAGGAUCAAUCUCAAUG